Naegleria gruberi is the source of this 3336-nucleotide messenger RNA. RefSeq lists its product as uncharacterized. Gene Ontology annotation, molecular function: ATP hydrolysis activity; ATP binding. NCBI's taxonomy places the organism in Eukaryota, Heterolobosea, Eutetramitea, Acrasida, Naegleriidae. The record is from RefSeq and is a predicted model, not a curated record. The transcript has a single exon. Bases 1 to 3336 code for a protein of 1111 amino acids. Gene Ontology annotation, cellular component: cytoplasm.
AUGUUGAAGAGAACAAGUACCAGCCUUCAACCCAAGAGAAAAUUCGGAGGCUCUCUCCUAUCAACAGUGCACAAUACCAAUGGCACCAACUCUAGGGCAACCAAUAGAAUUAAUCAUCAUGUUGGUUGUCUUUUUUCGAAUCCUUCCGUUGGCUUUCAUUCAACUAUGGGAAUUAAUUCAUCAUCAUCAUCGAAUAUUAGUACAACAACAACAUCAUCUAAUACUACUACUACUUCGAGUAAAAGAACAUCAAAUAAUAAUAAUAUUCAAUCGAUUAAUAUUGGAAAUAUUAAUUUAUAUUCAUCAACAUCCGUUCAGGAAGGUGAACAAACAAUAGAGCAAGAAUUGUUAAUACCAAAUUAUUCAUUAUUUGGAGAGGAUGUUUCACAAUUGGAUCAACAGAAGGACAUUCUUUCACAUCUCAAGUGGAUGGCAAUGAAGGAUAAGAUGAAACAGGACAUGUUUUUGAUUGGACAUUACGGAGAAUUGAAGAGACAUUUGGCAUUUACAUAUUGCCAGUUGGCUAGAAGAAGUGUGGAAUAUGUUUGUAUCACUAAAGAUACAAGUGAACACGAUUUUAAACAAAGAAGAGAAAUAGAGACAGGUUCUGCUUUUUAUGUGGAUCAAGCUGCUGUUAGAGCUGCAAAGAAUGGCUCAGUUUUGAUUUUGGAAGGAAUUGAAAAGGCAGAUCUCAACAUUUUGCCAAUUUUGAAUAAUCUGAUGGAGAAUAGAGAAAUGGCCCUCGAAUCUGGAACCAUGCUCAUCUCUCCACAACGUUAUAAACAAUUAAUCGAAGAGGAGGGGAAAACACCAGAAGAAUUAAAAUUAAUGAAGAUUGAACCAGUUCAUGAAGAUUUUAGAAUUAUUGCUAUGGGAUUGCCUGUUCCAUAUUAUGAUGGAAAUACUUUGGACCCUCCAUUGAGAUCGAGAUUUAAUGCUAGAGUUAUUGAUUUACCAUCAAUGGAGUCAAUCUUCAGUUCCUUGGUCAAUCAUAGAACCAAUGACCAAGUUCUUUCAUUUCUCAGCAAUGAACAAAAGAAGAGUCUCUUCUUGUCUCUCAUUCAAUUCACUCAGUCUAUUGUCCAUUUGGAUAACAUGCUGAUGAAUAGUAAGGAUGCUGUAAAUACCAAUAGCAAGACUGGCUCUAUUGAAUUGCUCCCAAGAUUUCCAAUCGAUAAUUUGAAGAAUUUAAUUGAAAUGUUGAAUGAUUACAGAUCGAUAUUUGCUUCCUCUGUUGAGAAUGUCGAAAGUCUCAUCCAUACCUUAUAUCCUUUCGAACUCUUCAUGUCGAGAGAGAAGGACAAAUCUGAAGAUGAAAAAUUAGAGCAAAACAAAAUGAUUGAAAUUAUUAAGGAGCAAUUGAAGGAGUGCUCGACCAAAAUUCAUGAAAUAAUUUCUCAAGAUUUCUCUCCAGCAUCAUCUUCUGACCAGAAACAAGAAUUAAUUGGAAAUCUUUUAUCUCAAGCUAAGGCCACUCACUUUAAAGAUAUUGGAUUUGUUCUGAUUGAAAAACAUAGACAAGUUCUCACUGAAAUGAUGAGAUCUCAUUUGUGUGGAAAGGAUAUGUGCUUGAUUGGAGGCAAGGGUUCAGGAAAAUCACUCAUUUCUCAUGCCUUUGCAAGUAUGGUUGGCUACAAGGCAGUUGUCUUUCCAAUGUACAAGGAAAUGACUUCGAAGGAUUUGCUACAAAAAAGAGGAACAGACUCGGCAGGUAAUACCAUUUGGAAAAAUUCAGUGCUCAUUGACUCAAUGAUUGAUGGCUCGCUGUGUAUCUUGGACGGCAUUGAUAGAAUGAGUACAGAUAUUUUGCUUUCCAUUCAAACUCUUAUUCAAGAUCGUGUAUUGUACUUGUUCAAUGGAAAUCGUUAUGUUUCACAUGAAUAUUAUGACAAGUUCCUUUCUCAAGGAUUUACCAAAGAAGAGUUGAGCAGCAAGGGAAUUUAUAGAAUUCAUGAGGAUUUUAGAAUUAUUGCUAUCGGAUUAAAUGAUUCCCUCAAGUGGCUCUCAUUAGAAUUAUUCAACUUGUUCCAUUUCCAUACUGUUCCAAAACUUUCCAUUGAAGAGGAGGUAGAUUUGUUGAGUUCUAGAGUUGGAGCUGAUGCAUCUAGCCAAAAUUUGAUUAAUGCCCUAAUCAGAAUCAAGAAUGAUUACAAUAACACAGAAUUCAACCAAGACCAGCGUUUAAUUUCCAUGAGAGAUUUGAUUAGAAUUGUCAAGAGAAGUAUGAUUUUCAAGGAUGAAUGCAUUUUGACCGCCAUAGAAAGAACUACCAUGACCUACUUGUUACCAAAGCACCAUUUGGAAUUAUUAAGAAAAUUGGCUAUCAAGUACAAGGUUUCACACAAUCAAAACACCCCAACUGAUAAGCCAGUUCAUAUCGAAAAGACUGACACUCACAUACAAAUGGAUGAUAUCAAAGUUCCAAUUAAUUUAAAUGCCAAUUUAUUACUGGUUCCAAAGCCAUACUUUGUGCAGACAGAACAACAUGCCAUUGUGAUGAAAGCCAUGCUCAAGGAUCAUCUCAUUGGUGAUCACAGUUUACUCAUUGGCUAUCAAGGUGUUGGUAAAAACAAGAUUACAGAUCAAUUUUUAAAUUUGCUCCAAUGUGAAAGAGAGUACAUGCAACUCCAUCGUGACAUUACCAUUGCUUCUCUGACAGUUCAACCUUCUGUUGUGGAUGGAGUUUUGACCUACAUUGAUUCUCCACUUGUUAAAGCUGUUCGCCACGGAAGAAUUCUAGUUUUGGAUGAAAUUGAUAAGGCACCUUUGGAAGUUGUUUCAAUUUUAAAGUCACUAGUUGAGGAUGGAAAUAUGGUUCUCGGAGAUGGAAGAACAAUUGUAACCAUGAAGGAAUAUCAAAAGAGAAAGCAACAAAAUGAUCCACAUUUACACAAACUCUUACCAAUCAUGAAGGGAUUUAGAAUUAUUGCAUUGUCCAAUCCUCCAACAUUCCCAUUCCAUGGAAAUUCAUUCUAUGAUGCUAGUGGUGAUAUUUUCUCUAAUCACUAUGUUAGUAAUCCAAGAGGUGACAGUGAAAUCAAAUUGUUGCAAAGUUAUGGACCAGAUGUUCCAUUGUUGAUUAUCAAAAAGUUGAGCGGUGCCUUUGAUGAUUUACGAUUGGCAGUCGAAGAGGGUGUCAUUCAAUAUCCAUACUCUACAAGAGAAUUGGUUCAUAUCGUCAAACAUUUACAAGCAUUCCCUAACGAGGCAACUCUUCAAGAUGCACUUGCUAAUGUUUUCGAUUUUGACUCAUUUGAUAGAGAAACUCUUGAAUUCUUGGCCAAAGUUUUCCAAAAACAUGAAAUUCCAGUAUCAUUCAACAAUAUUGGUGAGUAG